AUGGGUCUCUUCACCAAGAAAAAAGAGGACAAGGACACAUCCUCCGCCAAUCACAACAACACACAGCCUGCAAAGCAACGCCCACCACCCUCUCCAAACGGACUCAACGGCAUCUCCAACAGCAGCAGCAGUCUCCAGAAUGGCAUGCCUUCUAACGGCGGCCCAAACGGUGGCGGUUAUAACAGCGGAUAUGCCUCUGACUCGUUUUCCAAUAACGGUCCAAGGAGUCCCAUGAGCCCCUCCUUCCCCCACCACCAGAACGGUCAUCCUCCUCCUCAGUCACCCACGAGUGGACCCCCUUCACCGUUGCAAUCUCGGAACUCUGGUGGACCCCCAGGCUCGACGGCAGCAGCUGCAGGACUCUUGGCGACCCCACAACUGUUCUGGGCCCAGCGUCGGAUCCUCGGCACCAACCCUUUCCCAAGGUUCCAACACACUAGCUCUAUUAUCGCCAACGGGACUGAUAUCUUUUUGUAUGGAGGCGCUCAACGUGGAAUUUCAAAAGGGGACCUCUUUGUUAUUGACUCUGUUUCUUUGCAGUGCCAGGCUGUCGCUGUUGUUGGUGCCGAUGCACCCAUGCCAAAGAGUGGGCACUCUGCCGUCAGUAUAGGCCAAUAUAUUCUCUAUUUCGGCGGUUGGGACUCCAUGUCCGGUCAAUGCGAUGAUACCCUGCACGUUUUGCACACGGCACGAAAGGAAUGGAACAGGCCGCCCCUCCAAGGACCCUUGCCUACCCCUCGCCACUCUCACACUGGAUGCAGCGUUGGAACGACAAUGUAUAUCUUUGGAGGACAGCUCGACAACUUUUACCUUGACGACAUUGCAGCCUUUGACAUGAAGACCAUUACCCAGAGUCCAAGGUGGGAAAAGCUGGAGCCUCAAACAGAGUCACCCCCAGGUCGUUCCGGCCACUGUGCGGGUGUUCACGAUGGCAAAAUUUACGUUUUCGGAGGAGCAGACGCCGACUACUUCUACAACGAUAUCUGGUGCUUUGACCCUCGCGCUCUCACAUGGACCCCGAUCCCGGCAUCUGGAUACUUGCCCACUGGUCGUCACGGACAUGCCUGUACAGUUACCGAUGGAACAAUGUACAUCUUUGGCGGAAACAGCCCUGAUGGCACCGAGCUGAACGACGCCUAUGCUUUUAAGAUUCACGAGCGCCGGUGGUACUUGUUCCAGAACGUGGGACCUGUUGCUAGCCCUCGCAGUGGUCAUACCAUGUGCGCUAUCAAGGACAGAAUCUUUGUCCUCGGAGGAGAAUCGGAGCAAACCAAGCAGGAAGACUCCGCCUUGAUCCAUGUCCUCGAAUUAUGUAAGCCCAAGACUGAGCUCUGA
This is a messenger RNA of Linnemannia hyalina, 1335 nucleotides long. The record is from the annotation of a GenBank genome assembly. NCBI's taxonomy places the organism in Eukaryota, Fungi, Mortierellomycota, Mortierellomycetes, Mortierellales, Mortierellaceae.